Messenger RNA from Tripterygium wilfordii, 1279 nucleotides. RefSeq names its product cytochrome c oxidase assembly protein COX11, mitochondrial. The transcript has 7 exons. The coding region runs from base 311 to 985 and encodes 224 amino acids. The record is from RefSeq and is a predicted model, not a curated record. Lineage: Eukaryota; Viridiplantae; Streptophyta; Magnoliopsida; Celastrales; Celastraceae. Gene Ontology annotation, molecular function: copper ion binding. Gene Ontology annotation, cellular component: mitochondrial inner membrane.
CUGUGAUCACUGGUUUGCUCUUUCUUCUCAUAUGAAAUUCACUGUUCUCUGGAGUUUACAAUCAUGUCAUUGUUAAGGUUUUCUGGUAGAACUCAUAAUCUCAUCAAGAACUUGCAACAUUUCUCUCGUCAAUCCAGGGCGUGCGUUUGAGGAAUUUCUGGUGAAUUUGCUCCGUUUAUUUGCUAGAUGAAGUCUCUUCAUCUUUUCCAUUUGAUUCAGGCAUGCAGCAGGUAUUCAAUGGCCUUAUUAUGAUUUAGUUGGAGCUACUAGGGCGUAUAGGAGAGCUGUUGGUUACGAAAUCCAGGGUUUGAUGUCAAGAUGUGAAUUUAGUACAUCAUCUCGUUAUAGGUUACCUGGUCGGUUUCAGUCUCCGGGUUUUCAUUCUUAUUCUUUAGUUAGCAUUCAGCGUGGAUUUUCUUCUCAUGUAUCCGCACAAAAGAAAUCAGAAAAGAUGCUUUGGUACCUUGUAGCAGUGGUUUUUGCAAUGGUGGGGGCUACUUAUGCAGCCGUCCCGCUGUAUCAGCGAUUUUGCGCAGCUACUGGCUAUGGUGGUACAAUUCAGCGUAAAGAGACUGUGGAAGAAAAGAUUGCUCGACAUACUAAAGAUGGUACAGUGAAUACGAGGGAGAUUUCAGUACAGUUUAAUGCUGAUGUAGCUGAUCAAAUGCCAUGGAAGUUUGUUCCAACGCAAAGAGAGGUAAGGGUCAAGCCUGGAGAAAGUGCCCUGGCGUUUUACACUGCAGAAAAUCGAAGUUCGACUCCAAUUACUGGUGUCUCCACAUACAAUGUUAUUCCCAUGGAGGCUGCAAUCUACUUCAACAAGAUACAAUGCUUUUGCUUUGAGGAGCAGCGGCUUCUUCCUGGGGAGCAAAUUGAUAUGCCUGUGUUUUUCUACAUCGACCCUGAGUUUGAAACAGAUCCUAAAAUGGAAGGCAUCAACAGCUUGAUUUUGUCCUAUACAUUUUUCAAGGUUGCUGAUAAGUAAAGCAGCAUUAUCUUCACAAAUUUUGAGGAUCACUCUGGAAUAAGAGUUCAAUUGUGGCGUCACCAUUGAAGUAAGAAUUUGAUACUGAAGAUCGUGAGAACUUAGAUGUCAAUUAUUAAGAGGCUAUUUGCCUCUCUUAUCUCUAAUUAUCUUUUUCUUUUUUCUUUUUGUGCUUGAUGUUGUUGUGCUUGUGUCUAAUAUGAGGGGCUGUCCUUUAUGGAUGUAUCCAUUCGAUUUGUCCUUAAACUAAGGAAAAUAAUAAGAAGAGAGAUUAUGAUUUAUUAAUCUUCAUCC